This is a messenger RNA of Lethenteron reissneri (Far Eastern brook lamprey), 4981 nucleotides long. Its product is annotated as DNA mismatch repair protein Msh2-like. NCBI's taxonomy places the organism in Eukaryota, Metazoa, Chordata, Hyperoartia, Petromyzontiformes, Petromyzontidae. Gene Ontology annotation, molecular function: mismatched DNA binding; ATP-dependent DNA damage sensor activity; ATP binding. The record is from RefSeq and is a predicted model, not a curated record. Gene Ontology annotation, cellular component: MutSalpha complex; nucleus. Gene Ontology annotation, biological process: mismatch repair; mitotic recombination; somatic recombination of immunoglobulin genes involved in immune response.
CAUUAGCAUAACACAACACGUGUUGCAAAGCGUGGCUCUUCCCGUGGCGGGAAAACGCAGCAGCGGCAGCAAAAUCUUCAUCAUCAGCAGCAUCAUCAGCAGCACUUUUAUAAGAAGCAAUACCAUCGGCAACAACAACAACAAUAGAAAAGCACAGUUAUAAUCCUUAGCACCGGAAGCAUUCAUUAGAAACAACAGCAGCAGCAGCGAUAGCUGCACGCAGGAGCACAAAGCAAACAGCAACAACAACAUCAUCAUCAGCAGUAAAUACUUGGCAACAGAAGCGUUGCGAGUAACGGCAUCGUUGGACAAGAAGUGACAACAGCCCACAUCCAGAAGAAAACAACAUCGGCAGCAUAAGCAACAGCAGCAGCGGAAAAAUAUUAGCACCAACAACAACCAACAAUAACAACAACAACCAACAGUAUCAACCACAACAACCAACAAUUUCAACAACAACCACCAACAAUAUCAACAACCAACAGUAUCAACAACAACCAACAAUAUCAACAACAACAACCAACAAUAGCAACAACAACAACCAACAACAAUAUCGACCCGCACCUCCGAUUAGCACGUUUGCCCACGUACGGCGCGAAACAAGUCCAGCUAUACAGCACCGUUCAUAACAUAACAAACAAACAACAACAACAUCAACAACUAACAACAACAAGAAGAGAUGUCUGCGGUGCAAGCGAAGGAGCAGCUGAGCCUGGAGCCCGCGCAGGAGAACGGCUUCGUGAGCUUCUUCGCCUCGAUGGGCGACAAGGCCGAGGCCACCGUCCGCCUCUUCGACCGCCUCGACUUCUACACCGUCCACGGCCGCGACGCUCUCCUCGUCUCCCGAGACGUCUUCAAGACCACGGCUGUCGUCAAGAUGCUGGGCACCGGCUCGCGCAAGCUCGAGUCGGUGGUGCUCAGCAAGAUGAACUUCGAGUCGGUGGUGCGGGACCUGCUGCUGGUGCGGCAGUACCGCGUCGAGGUGUACCGCAACCGCGCCGGCAAGGCCUCGCGCGACAACGACUGGCAGCUCGCCUACAAGGCAUCUCCGGGAAACCUGGCGCAGUUCGAGGACAUCCUCUUCGGUAACGUGGACAUGUCGUCCUCCGCCGGCGUCGUGGCCGUCAAGCUGGGCUUGGCUUGUGGCGUCGGCGCCGGCGGGACGGCCGCCGCCGCGGCCAGCGGCAGUGGCGGCGCCGACGCCCAGCGCGUGGUGGGCGUCGGCUUCGCCGACACCACGCUGCGCCGGCUGUGCGUGUGCGAGUUCCCCGACAACGACCAGUUCUCCAACCUGGAGGCGCUGCUCGUGCAGCUGGGGCCCAAGGAGUGCGUGCUGCCCGCGGGGGAGGCGCAGGCCGACGCCGGGAAGCUGCGGCAGGUGGUGCAGCGGAGCGGGCUGCUCAUCACCGACAGGAAGAAGGUGGAGUUUUCCUCCAAGGACAUCGUCCAGGACCUCAAUCGCCUGCUCAAGACGCGCAAGGGCGAGCAGGCCAACAGCGCCGCGCUGUCCGAGAUGGAGAAGCAAGUAGCAAUGUCGUCGCUCGCCGCCCUUGUCAAGUACCUGGAGCUGACGUCCGACGAGUCGGGCUUCGGCCAGUUUGAGCUGAGCACCUUCGACCUGGGCCAGUACGUGCGCCUGGAUAGCGCCGCCGUGCGCGCCCUCAACCUCUUCCAGGGCUCGUCGGACGAGGGGGGCCGCACGCAGUCGCUGUUCGGGCUCCUCAACCGGUGCCGCACGGCGCAGGGACAGCGACUGCUGGCGCAGUGGAUCAAGCAGCCGCUGCUGGACCAGAACCGCAUCGAGGAGAGGCUGGACGUGGUGGAGUCGCUGGUGGACGACCCGGACCUGCGCCAGGCGCUGCAGGAGGAGCUGCUGCGCCGCUUCCCGGACCUGGGCCGCCUGUCGAAGCGCUUCCAGCGGCGCGCCGCCACGCUGCAGGACUGCCACCGCGUGUACCAGGCGGCGGGCCUGCUGCCCACCCUCGUCGGCGCCCUGCAGCGCCACCAGGGCCCUCGCCAGGCCCUGCUGGAGGAGCUGUUUGUGCAGCCGCUGCUGGAGCUGGAGAAUGACUUCUCCAAGUUCCAGGAGAUGAUCGAGACGACGCUGGACAUGGAGCAGGUGGAGAACCAUGAGUUCCUCGUGAAGUCGACCUUCGAUCCCAACCUGGAGGAGCUGCGGAGUCGCAUGAACGAGCUGGAGCGAGACAUGGACAAGGCGCUGAGCUCCACUGCACGGGACCUCGGUCUGGAGGCCGGCAAGACGGUGAAGCUGGACUCGAACGCGCAGCUCGGCUUCUACUUCCGCGUGACGAGCAAGGACGAGAAGGCGCUGCGCAACAACAAGAAGUACUCGACCAUCGACUCGCAGAAGAACGGAGUGCGCUUCACCAACAGCAAGCUGAGCGCGCUGAACGAGGAGUACGUGCGCUGCCGCGACGACUACCAGGAGACGCAGAAGGCCAUCGUCGUCGAGAUCAUCAACAUCUCCGCCGGCUACACGGAGCCCAUGCAGUUGCUGAGCGACGUGGUGGCGCGGCUGGACGUGCUGACGAGCCUGGCGCUGGUGUCGCACUCGGCCCCCGUGGCAUACGUGCGCCCGCGUCUGUCGCCGCCCGGCGGUGACCUGGUGCUCAAGGGGGCGCGGCACCCUUGCCUCGAGGCCCAGGACGACGUCGCCUUCAUCCCCAACGACGUCGCCUUCCACCGCGCCGGCACCACCUUCCACAUCAUCACCGGCCCCAACAUGGGCGGCAAGUCGACGUUCAUCCGGCAGACGGGGGUGAUCGUGCUCAUGGCGCAGAUGGGCUGCUUCGUGCCGUGCGACGAGGCGAGCGUCAGCGUCGUCGACUGCAUCCUGGCGCGCGUCGGCGCCGGCGACAGCCAGCUCCGUGGAGUCUCCACCUUCAUGGCUGAGAUGCUCGAGACGUCCGCCAUCCUCCGGUCGGCCACGGAGAACUCGCUGGUGAUCAUUGACGAGCUGGGCCGCGGGACGUCGACCUACGACGGCUUUGGGCUGGCGUGGGCCAUCUCGGAGCACGUGGCCACGCGCCUGCGUGCCCUCUGCCUCUUCGCCACGCACUUCCACGAGCUGACGGCGCUCGCCGGCCACGUGCCCAGCGUGUCCAACCUGCACGUGACGGCGCUCACCUCGCACCAGACCCUCACCAUGCUCUACCGCGUGCGCAAGGGCGUGUGCGACCAGAGUUUUGGGAUUCACGUGGCGGAGUUGGCUCACUUCCCGCCGCACGUCGUGGAGAGCGCGCGGCGCAAGGCCCUGGAGCUAGAGGAGUUCCAGGCCCUGGAUGUCGCGUCGGACGUGGACGGAGAACCAGCCGUCAAGAAACUCCGCUCCGAGCGAGAGGAGGGCGAGCAAAUCGUGCGCGACUUCCUGGACAAGGUGAAGGCCCUGCCGCUGGACUCGAUGGCGGCGGACGAGGUGGCGCGUGCGCUCGCGGGCCUCAAGCAGGAGGUGGCGGAGCGCGGAAACGCAUACGUCAACGGCUUGGUGGCACGCGCGGGCGAACGCGGCGUCACGGCCAGCUGAGCCGCCCCAGCGGAGACCGUUGGAGAAAGAGGUGGGGGGGGGGGGGGAGUCGGCGAGAGGUAAAGAGGAUGUAGGGAGAGUGGGAGAGGAGGCGGUGAGGACAGCAGAGAAGGAGAUGGAACGCUCACUCCACGUUCCUUUUUCCGUGCCUCCCACCUUCUCAAAGUGAGGUGGAGAGAGUCUGCAUCAUUGCUCACUUGAAUUAUCUUCACUUUUGUAGAAGUUUACCGGAAGGUGGGUGUCAGGUCGUAGACCCACGAUUGUUAUACAAAAGCGACUGCCUUUGACUUUCACUGUCCGUUAUUAAGUGACUGCCAUCCAGGGCUAAUUGCGGGAAUGAUCGUCAAUUAUAUAAAAUCGAGUUGUGCCCGUGAGACGUGCGUUACAAAUGAUACAUGUUGCGCAAUGGAGUGAACAGGACGGAACAAACUGUAAACAAUAACAAAGUAGACGGCCAAACAAUCGCGCCCAUAAAUCCGCUAUCGGUGUGAAUGGCGGGAACCAUUGCUUGCCUGGGUUGGUGUGAUUUGUUCUAAACGUGAUAGCAGUUUUACUGGAAUAAAUACAUUGGAUGACGAAUAACGGGUCGGCGAGCAUCGUCAAAUGUAGCACGAGUAGUUGCUCUUUUUUUCAUAGCGGCGACUUUUAUGCGACGCUGUUCUUUGCGGUUCCAAGCGGCCGUGCGUUGGGGCUCCUGUACCUGGGCUCAUGGGUGGUGGGUCGCGAAAGCUAAACAGGGCUGAAGUUAAACAGGGCUACAGUUAAACAAGACUAAAGUUAAACAGGGCUACAGUUAAACAGGGCUAAAGAUAAACAGGACUAAAGAUAAACAGGGCUAAAGAUAAACAGGGCUAAAGUUAAACAGGACUAAAGUUAAACAGGGCUAAAGAUAAACAGGGUGACAGUUAAACAGGACUAAAGAUAAACAGGACUAAAGUUAAACAGGACUAAAGAUAAACAGGGCUACAGUUAAACAGGACUAAAGAUAAACAGGGUGACAGUUAAACAUGACUAAAGUUAAACAGGGCUAAAGUUAAACAGGGCUAAAGUUAAACAGGGCUAAAGAUAAACAGGGUGACAGUUAAACAGGACUAAAGAUAAACAGGGCUAAAGUUAAACAGGACUAAAGAUAAACAGGGUGACAGUUAAACAGGACUAAAGUUAAACAGGGCUAAAGAUAAACAGGGUGACAGUUAAACAUGACUAAAGUUAAACAGGACUAAUAAAGUUAAACUGGGCCAAACUUUAACAGGGCUAAAGCUAAACAGGGUUAAAGUUAAACAGGGCUUAUCCCACUCACAAAUUCACCGGCUCGCGUUAUUCAAACACAGCCUCGGUACCAAAGAAUAAUUCCACCCGUUGUCUCUUCCGCUUGCACAGCUUGUUUUCUUGUGUUCGUCUAUGCCUUGUCUGUUAAUAAAAUUUGUCUUUUCUAUA